Molecule: messenger RNA, 5136 nt
Organism: Diorhabda sublineata
Lineage: Eukaryota; Metazoa; Arthropoda; Insecta; Coleoptera; Chrysomelidae
Gene: Keap1
Product: kelch-like ECH-associated protein 1
Exons: 10
Coding region: 1578-3443 (621 amino acids)
Molecular function (GO): protein binding
Source: RefSeq, a predicted model, not a curated record
ACUUAUAUUUAAGUAUAUUUUCUAAAUUGUACAUUUAAACAUUAUGAAUUUUUAAUGGCCAGAUGCGGCUCAUACCCUAUGGUUGACAAUCUGUAACAUUUAUACAGUCAACCUAUACACUCUAAAGAUAGCAAAAAUGAAUUUGCAAUCGAUUUUUUAACAAAAAUGUACUUUUUGUUUAACUCGAUAAAAUAUAUGGUUUAGGAGAUAUGUACAUUUUUAGAUCGUUGUAAAUUCCAAAGAAAACCGUUCACUCAUUCAUAAAUUUUAAUCAUUUAUUGAAAACGUAUCAACAAUUAUUUGUAGGAUUCUCCAGGAGCAACUUCUUUACCCCUUUCUUAUCCAGAAAUGCAUGCCAUGAAAGUAGAGGAUUAUCCAGAGAGACCGGUCUAAAUUCGAGUUUUUACCCACUAUUCUUGUCCAGACAUUAACACAAAAUCGAUCUUGAUUCUUUGUUUGAAUUGUACCGUCAGGAUUUUCAUCUGCCUAUAAAAGUAAAUUAUGAAAAUUACUAAAACUGUCUCGUGUGAAACCGGCUUUAUCAGUAAACAGUACUUUUCCAACAAAUGUAUUAUCAACUUAUAUAGAAACCAACGAACUUAGGCAAGUUUUACUAAAUAAUCCUAUACUUCCUUGGCAUGCACUUUCUGGAAGUGAAAGAUGUAAAGAAGUUGCUCCUUGAGAAAUUUCCAAUAAAUAAUAACAAUUAAUGAUAAUUUACUUCAGAAUGUCUUUUUAUGGCGAACGGUUUCCUUGGCAUGUACAACGAUCUAAAAAUCUACAUAUCCACCAUUAAUUUUAUCGAGUUAAACAUACCUUUUUGAUAAAAAAUUCAUUUUUGGUAUCUAUAGAUUGUACAGGUUAUCCCUGUAAACGUUACGCAUUGUUAACAAUUUGGUAUGAGCCGCCCCCGGGCUUCAGAUAGUAGAGUAGAAUUUGUAAUGUUCGAUUGUAUAAUUUAGAAAAUACACUUAAAUAUAAGUUCUAAUUUCGUAUAACUCAGAAACGAGGGGUUGUAUGCAUAUUUUUUUUAUGUCACAGCAUUAUUUUCGCGUCAUCGGCUCACUCCCGAAUUUUCUGCAUCGAGUCCUGGAACACCCUGUAGUAAUGAAUCAUUUUAAGCGCGACUGUUAAAAAAUUAUUGAUAAAAUAAAUAUUUUUUUAACUCAAGUGUAGUUUAUCACAUUACAAAGCAAGUAUCAGGGUCGAAUAUGUUUGACAUUGCAUAUUGGUAGUUAUUAGUAGGUAAACUUUUUAAUGAAAGGUUAAUAGUACACUACUUUACUUAAACUAAACCACACCAAGAAUAUUAUUAACACAUAUAUCUAUACAUAUUCAGUUAUCGUGCCCGCUAUUUAUCAUGCCGUCCAGCUGUAAUUUGAUAUCUUUAUUUAUGAAAGUCAUGCUUACGAUUAGAUACAUACAAUGGAUGCAGAGUUGUAAAAUUGUGGAUUUUAGUUCCUUUACGAAACGCUAAGAUGAAUAUCUAAAUAAUUAUUUUGCGGUUUAAGUGUACCCGUACUUGUGUUCAUUCAUUUUUUUUAUAUUCACAUGGUUUUUAUAUUACACAUGGUCUAAUGAAAUUAAGAAAAGAAAGUGAUUCAGAUAAAGAGGGUGAGAUAAUGGAUGGGGAAGAUGACUGUUUCAACAGUUAUUGCUCGCGAGCAAGCCAAAGAAGUAAUGGAGGAAGUACGGACUUCGGUGAAAUGUCAUUCAUGAUAGUAGAUUACUUAAAGGAAGCUAUGAAGGCAAUGGACAUGAUGCGGGCGCACCGAAUGCUAACCGAUGUAGUAUUAGAAGUAGGAAAGGAUCUAUUUUAUGCGCAUAAAGUUGUCCUGGCGGCUGCAAGCCCCUACUUCAAGGCCAUGUUCACGGGGGGUCUCAAAGAAUGUGAUAUGGAUAGAGUUAAAUUGCAGGGUGUUUCGGGUGCCUCAUUAUCUAGGCUAAUACAUUUUAUGUAUACUGGAAAAAUUAGGGUUUCUGAAAAUACAGUAUGUCAACUAUUGCCUGCUGCUACCAUGCUGCAAGUUCCUAAUGUCAUCCAAGCUUGUUGUGAUUUUUUAGAACGUCAAUUGGAUCCUAGUAAUGCCAUUGGUAUAGCAACUUUUGCCGAGCAGUACGGAUGUAUCGAUUUAUGUCGAAAGGCCAAUCAGUAUAUAGAACAAAAUUUUAGCCAGAUAUCCCACGAGGAAGAAUUUUUACAAUUAAGUACGCUUCAAGUAAUAAAUUUAAUAAAAAAAGAUGAAUUAAAUGUACAAGACGAAAAAGAAGUUUAUAAUGCAGUUUUAAAAUGGGUUAGGUACGACGAAGAGCAUAGACACAAAAAGAUGGAACUUAUUUUGAACGCUGUACGAUGCCAAUUUUUACCGCCGAAAUUUUUAAAUGACCAAAUGACAAAUUGCGAGGUUAUCAAGAAAACCCCAGCCUGUAAAGAAUAUUUAGCCAGAAUAUUUAAGGAUUUAACUUUGCAUGUACGAACUGGUGUGAAAGAACGAUGUCCGAAUAUUCCUCGAGUGAUAUAUGUGGCAGGAGGAUAUUUUCGACAAUCUCUUGAUAUCUUAGAAGGUUACAAUGUUGACGAAAAAGUAUGGUAUAAACUUUCCAGAUUAACAGUACCCCGGUCUGGUUUAGGAGGCGCUUUCUUAAAGGGAAAUUUUUAUGCAGUAGGGGGCAGAAACAAUAGUCCAGGCAAUAGUUAUGAUUCCGAUUGGGUAGAUAAAUAUAAUCCGAUAAAAGACCAUUGGAGACCCUGCUCACCUAUGUCUUCUCCAAGAAAUAGGGUCGGAGUUGCCGUAAUGGAUGGUCUUUUAUAUGCAGUGGGAGGAAGUGAAGGACUGAAGUAUCAUAGUAGUGUAGAAUGUUAUGAUCCAGAUACAGAUAGAUGGAUUAACGUUAAGCACAUGCAUUAUAAAAGAUUGGCAGUUGGUGUGGCGGUAGUUAAUAGAUUAUUGUAUGCCAUUGGGGGAUAUGACGGCGUCGAGAGGCAUAGAAGUGCUGAAUGUUACCAUCCAGAAAAUAACGAAUGGACAAUGAUAUCACCUAUGAACAUACCACGUAGUGGAGCAGGGGUAGCUGCUAUUAACCAAUUCAUUUUUGUAAUUGGCGGUUAUGAUGGGAAAAAUCAGCUGAAUUCCGUCGAAAGAUAUGAUACUGAACGUGAUGUAUGGGAGACGGUCUGUCCUAUGAAAGUUUCAAGAAGUGCUCUUAGUGUUACUGUUUUAGAUUGUAAAAUAUAUGCAUUGGGUGGUUACGACGGUACGAACUUCCUUACCAACGUUGAAAUUUACGACCCGGCUCGAGACGUGUGGGAAACUGGUGAACCUUUAACUUCAGGUCGUUCUGGUCACGCGAGUGCAGUUUGCUAUCAACCUUGUAUACCAGAUUCGUGUAUAAUAUUGACUCAAACAAAUCAGCAGUGUCCCUCUUCCUCUUCAAAAAGAUAGUAUAUUGCUUGACAAUACAAGUUUGAUAGAGAAAAAAAUGCAUUUUGUUGAAAAAGUGCAUCAAAAAAGUCCGAGUUAUUCUAUAGCGUAUAAUUACUUGAACAUAACAUAGAGAAAAAGAAUGAAGAAAGCAGUUUGGAACACUAAGUUUUAUAUGAAGUAUAGUUCAGAGAAAUUAAAUAACAUAUAUGUCAAUACUCGGAUGUAGCAGUAUUGACCCCAAGUAUUAAGAACAGACGUAGUGCCGAAUACUAAUUUUAACACCAACUGAAAACUGCCUUUGGUACUAUCCUUAAACAAUAAACUUUUUCAGUUAGUACUACUUGAAUGUAAAUUUGUUGCCAAUUUUAAAAACUUACUAUCAAGGUACUUUAUCCACUUGUCUCCGUUUGGCAACAUCUUUUUUAUUUAUUUUCCUAGUCCGCAUUUAAUAGCUGCUUUGAACAGUACAAUUGAACUACUGCAACAAAUUUCUUAUCUUUCAUUUUUCUUUUUUUUUAAAUGUAAUUAUGGUAAUGGUAUACUACAAUUUAUUUUUUUCGCAUCUUGUUUACUUCUUUCUUGGUACAUCAAACCAAGUGAUUCUUGUGAAAAAUUCUAAAACUAGUCUGUACAAGAGGAUGAAAAUUACAUUAGAUUUAGGAUUGAAUGUUUAAAGUGGAUGCAACAAAAAUCUUUCUCUUUCUUGAUCUUUUCCAUCCCUAAACGUUUUUAUAUCUCAAUUUUUUCUUGUUUCUUUUGAACUUUAGCAACACAUUUUUUAUGUCCCUUCCAGAUGACACAUUCAGUUAGUGACUACUUCAUUGACGGCUGCUGUGGAAGUAUGAUUGAACUACUUUAGCAAACUCUUCAUCCAGUAUGUUCUUGAUAUUUUUUCUGUUUUUCCCUUCAUUAUUAUGGUAAUUGUAAUGUUUCCUUCCUCCUUAGUAUGACAUAUUUGAUAUGUUGUAUGAUGGGAAAUACAUUAGAUUGAACGAUUCUCAUAUUUAAUUGAAUGCUAAGAGUGAAAGCAACAAAAAUCAUUCUUGAUCUUCUUCGUCUCAUAGUUUUUUCUAUUACUAGUUUCUUUCUGUCUCUUUUGAACUUUAGCAUCACAUUUAUUAUUUCCUUUCAUAUUCCACAUUUACUUAGAGACUAUAUAAUUUUAUUGAAGGCUUUUAUAAAAGUACGAUUGAAUUACUUUAGCAAACUCUUCAUCCUCAUUUAUUUUUCCUUUCAUUAUUAUGAUGAUCGUAUUGCAAUUUAUUUUUUACUCCUGUUUAUUGUUUCCUUUCUUCUUAGUAUGAUAUCAACACUUUCGAUAUGAUGUAAGAUUAUAGAAAACAUUGGAUUGAACAAUUCCUAUAUUUAAUUAAAUGUUAUGAUUUGAGAUAUGUUUGUGCUUUUCUCAAUACUGUAUUUAUUAUUUCCCCUUCGUAUAUCUAUUGCUGUGAAUUUUUCCUGAAACAUUCGUAUUAAGUUGGUGAAUCUUUCCAGAUAAAACUACGAUGAAAUGGUUAUAGGGUUCAAAUUUUAGGAAGCCUAGGCUGUAAUGAAGUAAAUAAAUAUUUGUACAAAAUUUUGGUAUAUAAUUUCUCUCCAUAUUGGUUGAUGUAAAUGUAAACUUUGUAAAUAUUUUGUAUAUUUGUAAAAUAUAAAUGUAAUAGUUUUUAUUGUCUUCAUAUAAACAUGAGAAAAUAUACAUUCCUGUUGA